AUGGCGAGGCGGAACGCUAGGGAGCCGCGGGCGCGGGCGCGGGCACGGGCACGGAUGUGGGUAGGGGCGCGGUGCAAGCGUGGCACGGCGCGGCACGGUGACCAGCAGCGGGUGAGGAUGCGGAGACCGGGCGUCUACGGGACCAAAAAAGCGACGCGAAAAGCGGAGGAGGGCCUUCCUCGCAGCGACGGACUCAGCCUGGCGCUGUCGGCGCACGCGGAGACGGAGGGCGGACGCGGCGACUUGCUCGCCCGCCAACGAGACUCGGGGCGGAUCCUUCGCGCAUCAACGACUGGCAAUUCCUCGGGCCAGCGGGCGCAACAUGGUAGCAGGGAACUCGGUGGCGGGGGUCCAAAGGUGCUGCGGAAAUGCAUCACAGGGCCAUCGUGCGCAGGCUGCGCGGGCUGCGCGGGGCGGAUCGGGGCGGGCGCUGAGCAGCUAGCUCAGUUAUCCGGGCAGCACGCAGCGAUCUCCGGCGUGUACUACGUGCGGAUUAUCGUUCCUUCUGCUAUUGAGCAGGGCAUGCAGUAUUCCAUCUCACGGCGUCGCAGCACUCCAGUGCUGUACACUAUCUCCACUCCCGGGCCAGGGAGCCAGACACCGUCUCUGUCGACAUGCGAUCCCACCGUAACGCAACUCCCAGCCGAUCUGCUGCUCUUCCCGUUCUCGCUGUCCAGGUGGGCGGCCGAGGAACGAGGUAGCGCCCGGGCACUCAUCGACUGA
Thermothielavioides terrestris NRRL 8126 is the source of this 723-nucleotide messenger RNA. RefSeq lists its product as uncharacterized. The coding region runs from base 1 to 723 and encodes 240 amino acids. Lineage: Eukaryota; Fungi; Ascomycota; Sordariomycetes; Sordariales; Chaetomiaceae. The transcript has 3 exons. The record is from RefSeq and is a predicted model, not a curated record.